Molecule: messenger RNA, 897 nt
Organism: Ilex paraguariensis (yerba mate)
Lineage: Eukaryota; Viridiplantae; Streptophyta; Magnoliopsida; Aquifoliales; Aquifoliaceae
Source: the annotation of a GenBank genome assembly
UGACAUCUUCCUCGCCAUGACAGAGACUUUUAUCGUCAUCACUCAUAUAUCAAACACCAGGACAUGCCCAGAAACUCAAAAGAAAAGCUUGAUCACCAUAACAAUGUCUUCCUUCAAAUUCUCUGAUAAUCUUCUUUUUCUAUCCAUGUUUUGCUUCUUUACCCUCCUGCAAAAAGUUCUCUCCCAAGCACCUCUCGCUCAUAACUGUCCAAACACAACUACUUACACUCCGAACAGCACAUACGCAGACAACCUGAACUCUCUACUCUCCAAUCUCACUUCUAACGCCACCGGAGACACCGGGUUUUACAACUUCACUUCCGGCCGAAACCCACCUGACAUGGCCUACGGCCUCUUCCUCUGCCGCGGCGAUGUCACCGUAAAUGAUUGUCGAGAGUGUGUGGCGAGUGCUAGUACCGAAAUUCUCCGGCGAUGCCCAAUUGAGAGGCGAUCAACGAUUUGGUACGACAACUGUUUGAUGCGUUACUCCAACGAAUCUAUCUACUCCAUUCCGGAUAUGUCAGUGGGUAUAAUUUUAAGUCAAACUCAGAAUGUUACAAAUCAAGAAGAAAUGUUUAAUCAGGUGUUGGGGGCUUUGAUGAGUGACAUAGCCACUCGGGCUUCGAAUGAUCAAUCGGGGAAGAAGUUUGCGACCGGAGAAGCCAACUUUACCGCACUGCAAAAUCUUUCUGGACUUGGGCAAUGCACACCUGAUUUGUCCAUUUCUCAAUGCAAUACUUGCCUUCGAAAUGGAAUCUCAAGUCUCCCAAUAAAGCAAGGGGCGAGAGUUCUGUUUCCAAGUUGUAAUAUUAGGUAUGAGAUGUACCCCUUCUUCCAAGCUGUAGCUCCUCCACCAGCCUCUCUUCCUCCUCCUCCCAGUUCUCCAAGCAGUGAAGG